Mercenaria mercenaria is the source of this 5182-nucleotide messenger RNA. RefSeq names its product TBC1 domain family member 9-like. The record is from RefSeq and is a predicted model, not a curated record. The coding region runs from base 102 to 4058 and encodes 1318 amino acids. The transcript has 27 exons. Lineage: Eukaryota; Metazoa; Mollusca; Bivalvia; Venerida; Veneridae. Gene Ontology annotation, molecular function: calcium ion binding.
AGUCACGUGAUAAAACAAAAUCAAAAUGGUGGACGCACACUCUGUCGGAAGUUCGUCAGCAAUUUAUUUUUGUUGUUUUAAAUGCUAGCAAUAGGUACAUAAUGUGGGUUAAACCUGAAGAAGUUCUUCUUGCGAAUGCACUGUGGGUGACAGAAAGAGCCAACCCUUAUUUUGUGUUACAGAGAAGAAAAGGUUAUGGAGGCGGAGGGAUUGCAGGUCUGCUGGUUGGCACAUGGGAUACUGUAGUCGAUAACAAGACACCUCCCUAUCGAAUUUUACAUCAGACUCCAGAUUCAGAACUGAGUUAUUCUGUGUCUGCUGCCAACAACAAGAAGGACAUUACAAGAGACUGGGAAUGGAUAGAAGCAAACUUAAUGCAAACUUUAGGGGCGUUUGAGACAGAUGAUGAGGCUACAGAAUUUGUUAGAUGUAAGAUAGAAAGUAUGGUAGCCAACAAAGUGGACCAGUCAAAAGAUGAUGAAGAGACGAAAAGUUUCAGAACAGCCACUAGGAAGUUCAUGAAGCUGUUCAAUAUGCCAAAAGAAGAAAAGUUAGUGAAUCAUUACUCAUGUAGUUAUUGGAAGGGAAAGGUUCCGCGCCAAGGUUGGAUGUACCUGAGUAUAAAUCACAUGUGCUUCUAUUCUUUCCUAAUGGGCAAGGAAGCUAAGGUCAUUGUCAGAUGGACAGAUAUAACGAAAUUGGAACGAGGGAACAAUAUGCUGUUACCAGAGAGCAUCAGAGUGUCGACACGAGAAGGAGAGUAUGUGUUCUCCAUGUUUAUGCAUAUAAAUGAGACAUACAGAAUAAUGGAACAGCUCGCAAAUAUGGCCAUGAAACAACUGAUGUUGGAGGGAGGAUUCGAGGAGGAUAAGACCAUUCUUGACAGAACUAAAAAGAAGACUCCAAAGAAGAUGUCUAUGGUAAAGCGAGAUCUUGAUGCCAGGGCCAGGAGUGAUGCUUACAGACUAGCAUUUAGUCUUCCUUUAAAAGAAAAGCUAGAUGGCGACACUGAUUGUGUGAUAUUCACUCCAUUCAAUAAACAGAAUGUCACGGGAAAACUAUACAUCUCUCAGAGCUACGUCUGCUUUGCUAGUAGGGUGAGAGGGUUACUAUCAAUGAUUAUACCUCUGCGAGAUGUGAACACAGUAGAGAAGGUGGACAGCCCAGUUGGUGGAACCUUAUAUAUGAAUGCUAUGGUUGUCACUACAAAAGGAAAGGUAAAUGUCAUGUUCAGUCAGAUUGGUCAGAGAGAUCUGAUCCUAGAGAAGAUUUCUGACUGUUUAUCUAGACAGCCGGCUCCUCGUCGACGAAUCAACAGCCAGGUCUCAGUGACAAGCGAGAAGGAUACUGGUACAACGGUUGUUGAAGGUGAGGAGAUCCAGUUCCAGCCAGCACUAGUGAGCCUGUUCUGUAGACGUGGCUCGGAUGAAUUGACAGCUAAAGAAACUGUGAAGGAACAUCUCUGGGAUGUUUAUUUCUCAGAAUAUGGCAGGGGUAUGUGUAUGUACCGGACACACAGAACACAUGAACUCAUGUUGAAAGGUCUUCCAGAGAAGUAUAGAGGUGAAAUGUGGAUGCUUUUCUCAGGUGCCCUCAAUGAAAUGGCAACAAAUCCAGGAUAUUACGCAGAUUUAGUGCAACAAAGCUCAGGCAAAUAUACCAUGGCAACUGAGGAAAUAGAACGUGAUCUUCACAGAUCACUACCAGAGCACCCGGCUUUCCAGUCAGACCUAGGGAUAGGUGCAUUAAGACGUGUUCUUACAGCUUAUGCAUGGAGAAAUCCUAGCAUUGGUUAUUGCCAGGCUAUGAACAUUGUGACAAGUGUUCUUCUGUUAUAUACAAGUGAGGAGGAGGCGUUCUGGUUAUUGGUGGCUUUAUGUGAAAGGAUGCUUCCAGACUAUUACAACACGAGGGUAGUAGGGGCGCUCAUUGAUCAAGGUGUAUUUGAAGAAUUGAUCAAGGACUAUCUACCUAACCUUCAUCUCAAGUUGGAAACCCUUGGUCUUCUUAGUAUGAUCUCAUUGUCCUGGUUUCUCACAAUAUUUCUCAGUGUGAUGCCAUUUAAUUGUGCAGUGAAUAUCCUAGAUUGUUUCUUCUAUGAUGGAGCAAAGGUGAUAUUUCAAGUUGCUCUAAACAUCUUGGACAAUAACAGUGAUGAGUUACUGAGGUGUAAGGAUGAUGGUGAGGCAAUGCCAGUACUGGGCUCCUACCUUGAGAAUGUCACAAACAGAGACACAACCAUGCCGACUGUAGACCAUACUAAUAUGAUGUGCACACAGACAGUUGAGAAAAAGUGUUCAGUAGAUGUGUGUGAUUUGAUAGAGGAGAGUUACAGGAAGUUUGGACAUCUAGAGAAUCAGCAGAUUGGACAGUUACGACUCAAAUACCGCUUACGUGUUGUGCAGAACAUCGAGGACCAUACCAUGAAAAAUAUCCUGAGAAGUGUGUCAGAAAAAUCUCUCAUUAAGGGGAAAGAACUGGAGGAUUUGUACAUGCUUUUUAAGGAGGAGUAUUUGACAUCAUGUUACUGGAGGACAAAUCAGCAGCCAGCAGAUUUAGCAGACAAGUUUGAUCCUUCUCGGCCAUUUUAUGAGAUAUAUAAGGUGGACUUUGACCAAUUUAAGACCAUGUUUUUAUCACUAUCACCAUGGGCCAAGGGUCAGAGAGGUGGAGUGCUGGCUUUGAGAGCAUUCAGGUACAUAGACAGAAAUGGAGACAACAUGAUUAACUUUAAGGAGUUUGUCGACCUGUUGUGUAAGAUGUGCAAGGCUGACUAUACACAGAAACUGAAACUUUUGUAUGAGAUUCAUCAGCCUCCAUGUUUACUGGAUAGUGACGAUUUUGAUGAGGAAACUGUUGCAUCACCAAAAUCAGAUAGCACUGAGGAUGCCUGUGAAGCUACAAACUUCUUUGCCGAAGAUGCUGAUACACCAAGCACAGAUAACCCAGAUGACAUUGAGCUUCCAAGUUGUCCUGUGGAGGAAGAACUAACCAGUGAAGGCAACAACACAGGAAGUCAACAAGCUAUUACUGAAGCACAAGAUAUUCCACAAGGGGAGGGAAUUGUGUCUGCUCAUGGUCCAGUUACCUCCCCUCCUCAGUCACUGAGUGUGGUGUCUUCCCUGACUGAUUCGGACCCUCCCAGUCCAAAUAAUGGUGAAGAAAGACCACUAACUGAAGAGCAGGCUGAUAGUAUUGCAUCUAGUCCAAGUCCUAUGAAAGUUAACACACCUCUUGGAGAGAGUCCAAUGGGAGUUUUCACUAGAAAAAGGGAGUUAAUCAGGGAGAGGUCCGGGAGUAAAGAAGAAUUUAGAAAUGUACCACGACUCACUCAGACCCAGUUUAUUCAGAUGUGGAAAACUUUGUAUGACAUGUUUGGCGGGGAACCAAAGGAGCAGGAUCUAUAUCAUGCCAUAGCAACAGUGGGUACUCUUCUUUUGGAGAUAGGAGAAGUAGGCAAGAAAUUCUAUCUCCAUAGAGAAGAGCUGCUUAGCUCUUCAUAUGCAAGUUCUGAAAGUGCAAGCGAAUCAAGUAGUUUGGCACAAACCUCUAUCCCUGAAAUAAAAGAAGAUACACCAUUGGUCGAAAGUAAAACUGAAUCAUACAGUGAAAUUGGAGAUAACAGUGUUAAUAAACCUGCCGAUGGUGCAGGAGAUACAUUAGCAGAGGAAAUUUCCAGUAAAGUUGGAGAACUAACUUUAGAGACAGAGACUGACGGAGACCAAAAUGAAAAAUCAGUUCCUGUAAAACCCGACCAAGUUUGUGAGCAGCCUGACCUAGUUAGCGAAUCAUCUGUAACAGAAGAAGGAAGUAAAGCGAGUGCUUCGGUGCAUCGGGGUGAGAGGACCAUUUCAACGAGUUCAUCCAAAAUAGAUACAGACUGGUCCAUAAGUUUUGAACAGUUUCUAGCAUCCAUGUUAACAGAGUCUGCCUUAGUUAGAUACUUUGAAACCCCAAUAGACUUGUGCGAGGCUAUUGAUAAAACCAGAAACCGACGUCUUUUAAUGCGGCAACAGAGUGCACCAUUUGAAAUCAUUAACUCAUCUAAGGCUCCUUGAUGACUUAAUGUGAUGAUAUUUAUUUGGGAUAACAAAAAUGCAAGAAUGAAUGGCAAAUUUGUUUGAUUGAUUGGUUAUAUAAUAUGAAUUGGAAUCGUGGACAUGGGGAAACAAGUUGUUGAAUUUAAUGACCAUUCUUAUGUUGUAUCUGUUUUGUACUUUCUGCACAUAUUGAGUACUUUUUACAAACGUAGGGAUGUAGAUGGCUGCAUCUUAGUCUGGCUAUACUUAGGUGGAGUUUUAGUGUACUUCGUAAUAAUUUUUUUUGGUACAUGUAUAUAAUUGGAAUAUAUCCUCUUUAUUAGCAACUUGAAGGGAUGACAGGAGUACAUAUAAGUUACGUUUGGUAUCUGUUUACAUGUUCAAAUAAAAAUUGGAGAUAUCGAAGCUUUAAAUUUUGAAAUUUGAACAGAAUUCAGAUACUUAUUUUUGGCUAACCUGUCACAUAGUGACAAGGUGAGCUUUUGUGAUUACCCUUCGUCCGUCCGUCAACAAUUUCUUGUCUGCACGAUAGUGGUUUCAUUUAUGAUUUUAUUUUAACCAAACUUGCACACAACUUGUAUCAACAUAAGAUCUUGGUUCCUUUCUUGAACUGGCCAUAUUCUUUUAUGGGUUCCAGAGUUAUGGCCCCUGAUAGGGCCAGAAUUAGCUAUUUUGACCUUGUCUGCACAAUAGCAGCUUCAUUUAUGAUUUUAUUUUAACCAAACUUGCACACAACUUGUAUCACCAUAAGAUCUUGGUUCCUUUCUUGAACCGGCCAGAUCCCUUAAUGGGUUCCAGAGUUAUGGCCCCUGAAAGGGUCAAAAUUAGCUAUUUUGACCGUGUCUGCACAAUAGCAGCUUCAUUAAUGAUUUGAUUUUAACCAGACUUGCACACAACUUGUAUCACCACAAGAUCUUGGUUCCUUUCUUGAACUGGCCAGAUUCUAUUAUGGUUUCCAGAGUUAUGACCCCUGAUAGGGCCAGAAUUAGCUAUUUUGACCUUGUCUGCACAAUAGCGGCUUCAUUUAUGAUUUGAAUUUAAUCAAACUUGCACAAAACUUGUGUCACCAUAAGAUCUUGGUUCCUUUCUUGACCCGGCCAGAUCCCCUAAUGGGUUCCAGAGUUAUGGCCCCUAAAAUGGCA